Messenger RNA from Vollenhovia emeryi, 3381 nucleotides. Its product is annotated as G patch domain-containing protein 1 homolog. Gene Ontology annotation, molecular function: RNA binding. The coding region runs from base 185 to 3019 and encodes 944 amino acids. Lineage: Eukaryota; Metazoa; Arthropoda; Insecta; Hymenoptera; Formicidae. The record is from RefSeq and is a predicted model, not a curated record. Gene Ontology annotation, biological process: mRNA processing. The transcript is spliced from 3 exons. Gene Ontology annotation, cellular component: nucleus.
UAAGACCGUGGUCGCGACCAAUGAACGCGCGCUCAGCCGUCGGAGCCGUCAGCUGAGUUUUGUGCCUAUUUCCUAACCUUAAACGCGUGACUUCAAUAGCAUUGGAUGGUCGAGAAGAAUCUCCGUUGCGGUCGUUUAGGUUUAAGCGGGAAGAUCACGCCGAGAGAAUUUGAUUCCGCUCGAAAUGGCCGAUUCGGACGAGGAGAAUUACGCGACGUUCGGCGUUCCUCUCGAGCCCUUGGACGAAGAGAACAUCCCGCGGAAGAAGCCCGUCACGAUCGAGGAUCAGUACGCUUACGACGCCCAAGGUAGACGCAGGUUCCACGGGGCGUUUACAGGCGGCUUCUCAGCAGGAUAUUUCAACACCGUGGGCACACGCGAUGGCUGGAGGCCGCAGCAGUUCAAGUCCUCCAGGAGCAGCAAGGCGGACAACGUCGUUCAGCGACCGGAGGACUUCAUGGACGAGGAGGACACGAGUCUCUUCGGGAUUGCCCCAAAAGGUAUUCGAGCUACCAGCGAUUACGCUGAUCACGGGCAGAGGGGGAAGAAGAGAGAGAGGAUAAGUCAGGAGGGGCCUAUCCCUGGUACUCCCAUCUUAAAGGAGCUGCUGAAACCCGUCAAGGAAACAGUGGGUAUCGUCCUGCUCAAGAAAAUGGGCUGGAAGCCUGGCCAAGGCGUGGGCUCCAGACUGACGAAGAAAGAGAAGCAGCAGAUAAAGUUGCGUAAUGAAAAAUUAAAACUGGCGCGGGAUAAUUGCGAAAUGGUAGGGAGUAAUUCCGAGGAUUCCGACGACGAUUCUACCAAUAUUACUUUCGCACCCGACGACUACGAGCCAUUCCGGUGCAAGCCGAAGGACAAUUAUUUUGGCAUCGGCUACUCCGGUCUGGACAGGCGGAAAGUUCUUUCCGGACACAUCAAUCUUUUCGAUGCCCCGGCGUUUUGCGUUCAGGAUAAAAACAAAAAACUGUCGAUUCACGGACAGGCGUUCGGAGUUGGCGCUUUCGAGGCCGACGACGAGGACAUAUACGAGAGAGAAGACAUGUCGCGUUACGACUUCGCUCUGGGCCCCGAACAUAAGACGAAGACGAGGUGGUCCCAGGAUGAGCCGAGUAGCUCGCAAAGCGAUUGUCUCGAGGGUUUUGUCCACACUAAGGAGAAACUAGCGAGCAAAAAAGUCUUCAAACCUCCGGAAUUGCCGAAAGAUUUUGCACCGGUGCAUGCUGUUAGGAAAAGUAGAUUUUAUCCGCCGAUUGCAGCCCCAGUAGAAAAUAAUAAGCGCAAGGAGCCAUUGAACGCUGUAGAUAGAGCGCGUAUUUUAGAGGACCCCGAUGAACGCUCGAAGAGGCUACAGGCGCCGUCGAAUGCAUCCGUGGCUUCUAAUAUUAUUUCGAAAACCUUGAAUUUACAUGGUAAACAACAAACGGAGGAGAGAAGAAAAUUGGAGAGUCAGCAGAAGACGACAGGCAACUCCUGGCUGGAUAAAUUAAACGCGCAAAGCUUUACCAGAGGCGGCUUCAUCGGUACCGGACAGGACGAUGGUUUAAGGAAGCUGGAAGAUUAUGUACAGUCCUUAUCGACACUUGCGCAAUCAAGUGUGGAAAAAUCGACGGAAAAUGACUCUUCGGAUAAGAGUGAAACAAGAAAAUUGUUCUUGUCCGAUCCGGAUAAACAGAGACGAUUCGAGCAGUAUCUCGUCUUGUCGAAGAACAAUGAGAGGGACAAGUUUGAAAGUAUUCAGCCACUCUCCAUGACCGAUUGGGAGAGAGAGCAAGAACGCGAGGAGUUCGAGCAGGCGACAAAACUGGAGCAGUCGAAUAAUUACGUGGCAGACAAGUUUGUACAUAGCACUGAUGACACGACGGACAGACCGGAUCCGGAAAAGGAUGUUAAAGAAGCGGUGAGAUUGAAAAUGUUCGGCAAACUUACGCGACAGCGAAGCGAAUGGAAACCGGCGAGUAUCAUUUGCAAGAGAUUCAAUAUUCCCGAACCAAAAGUCGGCUGUGCGCCGACCGUAACGGACCGGAAAUCGGCGAGGUUCUCCGUUUUUGAUUCCUUGGAUUGGUGCGGUUCAUCGAAAUUCACUAAAGCUACGGAUACAGUUAAGGCAGAGGUGGAAGAAGUUGCCCGACCGUCGAGAAAAACGGAACAAGAUAUAAUCGAAACGAUUCCCAACACCGGUUCCAAUAAUGUUCCAUCUAACAUCUACCAGUCUUCAGAGCCCAUCUCUGAGAAAUUAAAAAUCUUCGAAGCUUCCUACGAGAAAGUUUUCGGCAAAGGUAUUAAAAGUAUUCCUUCCGCAACGUCGGACGAUAUCAAACAACACGUGAGAGACAAUUUACAGAAUCAAACAGUUCAGAGAGUAGAAGAGGAAAAAGAAGUAGCUUCCGAGCCGGUAUCUACGCUGAAAGAUCAAUCGGAAGAAAAGAAGGAUCUAUUCAAGGCGAUUUUCCUCAGCAGCAGCGAGGAUUCCGAUAGCGAGACGGAGGAUAAUGUUGACAGUGAGGCUGUCAAGUCGGUUUUGAUCGGGAAAGACCCAAAGGAGAUAAAUGUGCAACGCAACACGUCGCCACCGCGAGGUAUCUUCGCGAAACUAGAUCUCGACAGCUUGGUGACGCAACCGAAAAGCGUUAACGACGAAAGUACAAGUUCUAAAAUCUCGGAAGCCAAUUUGCCAGUCACUAGUGGAUCACCGAACGAUCCCACGGAUCGUAACGAUGUGACUGAGGACGCAGAAAUUGCAGCGCUGCCAGAUAUGUAUGGUCCGGUUUUGCCGCAGAGAUUGUUGAAACAGGACAGCACUGCAACGGCGACGGAAGCUGAUAACGUCAACCAAAUGCUGAAACCAGUAUUUCGGAGCGUCGUGGUGCCGAAAACCACGGAGGACUCGAAACUCGGCGGAAAAUGGGUGGAACGAGACAAGGUAAAAAAAUCGAAGAAGAAACACAAGCGUAAGGAGCAUAAAAGCCCCAAACACAAACACAAAAGGAAGUCUAAGAAAGAAAUACGUUCGAAACGUUGAUUUCUGCCGAUUUUAUCUCUCGGCGAUUCAAGUGAUAUAAAUGAUAACUUUGGGGUAGAUAUGAUAUCGCCAGCAAUUCAAAACGAUGAUGAGUAUUUUACACUGGCCAGUGUAGGUCGUUUUUGUAAAAUACUCAUCAUAAAUGAUAACAUUGAUAAGUUUAUAGUUGUAUACAUAUGUAUAAUGAAAAUAUCUAUCAAGUACAUCAGACAGUUGUAUAUAAGAAAACGUUCGACAUGUUUCAUGCCCAACUAAAACUGUUCCAUCUGUUGUUUUAUUAAUUAAUAUUUAUGCGCUUACUUAGCAAUGCGUAUAUGUACAUCUGUAACAUAGACUGAAAAUAUAUAACUCUUGCAAUCAUA